Molecule: messenger RNA, 1082 nt
Organism: Lingula anatina
Lineage: Eukaryota; Metazoa; Brachiopoda; Lingulata; Lingulida; Lingulidae
Molecular function (GO): calcium ion binding
Source: RefSeq, a predicted model, not a curated record
AAAAACAUGGCUAUAAAACGUGAUAUGAAAUCACCACCGCAGCUAUUAGCUGGCGUUUAAGGCGACUGCAAAGAACUCGAUUUUCAUUCGCGAAAAUUUGACCAGACAGGCUUUUGCAGACUUUAACUGAAGAUUCUACCAUCAACCAGGUUCUAUAUUGAAUUGUUACUUCAAGGACAAAAUGAAUUUUAGCCUUUCAUUCCUUGCAGUUGUUGCAUUUGGACUGUUUGCCCUUGGUGGAGCUGCCAGACACAGCGGAGAAAUCCGUUGCCCCCGUCUACCGCAUUCACACAGGUUUAUUAAGAGAAUCUUCACCUCGGCUGACGCCAACCAAGACGGCAACUUGGACGACACAGAAUAUCACAAGAAUCUGUUUAGAGAGUUUGAUUAUGACGCUGACGGACGAGUGACAAGGGAUGAAUUCCUCAGAAAGUUCUUGGAAUUGGACCAAGGUCAUGAAAACGAGGCUUCGAAGCUGUUCGCAGCGGGAGAUGUGAACCGCAACGGUUAUCUGGACGAUGAUGACAAAACACUUGCUAAAUACAGGAUUGAUUUAAAUGAUGACGGAGAGAUUGGAGAAUGCGAAUUUCAACUCAUUUGGACAAAGAUUGCAGACAGUGUACAAAUAGGCCUGUAAAGAUAAGGAAACCGACACGACAGGAAGACUUGCUAGAAUCAAGAAUACCAACAUUCGCGGAGACCGUAUACCAGAGUCUUAUAUCACUUUCUUUGAUAAAGCAUUGGCCAUCAGAAAAGUCAACAGAGAAGGCGUCGUGUGUGACCCAUUUAACAAAGAUGACUGACUGUUGAUGUAUAUUUUUGUUUCAAGACAAUUAAUGUUUUUUACAUCUCUUCAGUCGGUUUUCACUCAUUCGUUAGUUUCUAUUAGAGCGACUUCCACAGAUUAAUCUCUUAUUUUGUUGAAGUCUCCGAUUAAAAUUGUUUUUCUUAAUAGAGUGACAAGAGCAUUAACUUCAUUUAUUUUUUACAUCCUUUGGGAAACUAUUGCAAAUAGUUAACAUGUAUUUUAAGAUAAUGGAAAUACAAGCAAUAUAACAAGUUAAUAAAAAAGAUAUCAAUUA